Oppia nitens is the source of this 615-nucleotide messenger RNA. RefSeq lists its product as uncharacterized. Lineage: Eukaryota; Metazoa; Arthropoda; Arachnida; Sarcoptiformes; Oppiidae. The record is from RefSeq and is a predicted model, not a curated record. The transcript is spliced from 3 exons. Bases 40 to 615 code for a protein of 191 amino acids.
AAGGAUUGAAGCGAUUGAUAAACAUUAUCUUAGUUGAAGAUGAGGAUCAAAUGGUUGAUAAUUUUUCUGACCACAUGUUUGUCAUUUUUAUUUACUGUUUAUUGUAUGAAAAACAAUGACCAGUAUUUACUGGAUAACAACAACGACAACAACAAUGACAUAAAUUAUGGUCAGUUGAUGUCUGUUGAAGAGACAAUACAUAGAGUUAAACGAAAGGGUGGAACAGGGGGUAGAGGUGGUGGUGGAACUGGUAGUGGUGGUAGACGUGGAGGUCGUAUUUUUGUUGGUAGUAGUUCUGGAGGAAACGGUUAUAUAAAUGAUGAUGAAGAUUAUGUCGAUGAUGAUUUUUUUUGUACUGAAUCAACGUUUGGUAUCUGUUUGUCAGUCAAUUCAAUGAUUGUUAUAUAUAUUUUACUACCGGUGCCAAUGCUAGCUACACGUUGUGGUGAUUUUAAUCAAUGGUUUUUAAUAUUGUCUGCUGUUAUCACUAUCGGUAUUGUUGUCUUAACGUAUGCCAUAAUAAUUGUUGCCAAUUCAAUUAUAAAGACAACCUACGCUAAAAUUAAGCGAUUGGUAGUUAGAUAUAACACCAUAUUCCAGGCACCUGUAUCUUAA